AUGAGGUUUACUACCAAAUCUGGGUUUGAUCUUAUUUCUCUCUUUCCAAUUGCUCUUCUCCUCCCUUCUAGAUUUCCAGGUAAUCUUAGAUUUCAUUUUUGUCAUCGAAAAAUCUCCACUUACGCUUCAGAUGUUCAUGUUGCUGAUUCUAAAUUAUUCCUUGAUUAUGUUCGACAACAAUCCAAACUAGGGUUUAACAAAAUUGAUCAUCCCCUUUCCCUCUUUCGUUCUAUGAAAUCCAUUCGUCCUCUUCCAUCUAUUGUUGAUUUUUGUAUGUUAUUUACUGCCAUGUCUAAAAUGAAACCCCAUCCCCCUUUUUCCUCUAUCAUUACUCUCUUUAAGCAAUUGCAUUUCUCAGGUCUCCGUCCGAAUGGUCAUUCCCUUUCUAUUAUGGCUAAUUGUUAUUGCCGCUUAGGUCGUGUUGAUUUAGGGUUUGCGGUUCUUUCCUACAUUAUUAAAUUAGGUUAUCGGCCUUCCAUUGUUACCUUUAAUACACUUAUCAAUGGCUUUAUUCAUAUCCAUCGAUUAGGGAACGCUAUUCAAUUAUUGGAUAAAAUUGUGAAGCUUGGGUACGAACCCAAUUUGUUUGUUUAUGGGACCAUGUUUAAAGGUUUAUGUAGAAUUGGAGACAAUCUUGGUGCCCUUAAGCUCCUUAGAGAUAUGGAGUCUCAUGCCCAUUGUACGCCUGACAUUGUCAUCUACAACACCAUUAUUGAUAGUCUUUCUAAAGACGGGUUAAUAAAUGAGGUCCUUAAUCUUUUUUCUGAGAUGCAAGUUAUGGGAAUUCGACCUAAUGUCGUUACCUAUACUAGUUUGAUCCGAGGAAUGUGCACUUUAGGGAGGUGGAAAGAGGCGGAGGAUAUGCUUAGUGAGAUGAUGGCAAAAAACUUAAUUCCUGAUGUUCCGACUUACAGCAUGUUAAUCGAUAUGUAUUGUAAGGAUGGUAGGAUUGAUGAGGCGGAAGCUGUAUUUAGAUUAAUGACAGAAAAGGGUCAAGUCCCGGAUUUAAUCACUUACAAUACGUUGAUGGAUGGAUAUUGUUUACGCGGUGACAUGGACAAGGCAGAAGAGCUAAUGAUUUUGAUGGGUAAAGAAGGUUGUAAACCUGAUGUUAUUUCCUACACCAUUUUAUUGAAUGGAUAUUUUAGUUCUAAAAAUAGUGAUAAAAUUCCUAUCCUUAUGAAUGAGAUGGUUCUUCAAGGAAUAACCCCUAAUAUUAUCACAUACAGCUCAAUCAUUAAUGGUUUGUGCAAGGACAACCAGCUUGAAAGUGCACUAAAGUGUUUAAAGGAAAUGGAAUGUCAUGGAGUCAAACCGGAUGUGGUUACGUAUGUUUCAUUGUUGGAUGGUCUACGUAAAAAUAGACGGAUGGAUGAAGCAAUGGAUUUGUUAAAGAACAUGAAGAAGAACGGAGUUCACCCAAAUAUGAGCAUCUAUAAUAUCUUAAUUUGUGGGUUGUGCGAUGUUGGCAAACAUGAAGAAGCUGUAAAUGUCUUCUCAUUUGUUGUAGCUAAGGGGUUACGACCAGAUGUGCGUCUAUAUAACGUUAUGAUCAAGGGUUUGUGUAAGAACGGGUUGUUAACUGAUGCUAAUGAACUAUUUGAGAAAAUGGAUGGCAUUAGAUGUUCCCCGGAUGAAUUCACUUUCAAUAUAAUUGUUCAAGCAUUUCUUGAGAUUAAGGAUGUUAAAAGGGCUGUGAAGCUUGUCUGCCUUAUGCGAGAUAAAGGGUUCGCCGCUUUUAACGAAACUAUCUCGUCAUUUGUGGACUUACUCACUGAUCCAAAUAUUGGUGAUGCGGACAAGGAGUUGCUUAAAAGCUACUUUGACAUCUAA
Amaranthus tricolor (Joseph's coat) is the source of this 1833-nucleotide messenger RNA. Its product is annotated as putative pentatricopeptide repeat-containing protein At1g12700, mitochondrial. Bases 1 to 1833 code for a protein of 610 amino acids. The transcript has a single exon. Lineage: Eukaryota; Viridiplantae; Streptophyta; Magnoliopsida; Caryophyllales; Amaranthaceae. Gene Ontology annotation, molecular function: protein binding. The record is from RefSeq and is a predicted model, not a curated record.